AUGUCGGCCCGUGCUCGAAGAGACAUAGAAAACAUUUUCCAUCUAGAGAGGCGAUGUGUCGUAUGUCCAUCCAAGGACGCGCUCUCCUGCGAUGGCCUCGUCUGUCCGUCGGGCCAGGUGUGCGUCCAGACUUCGGAAACCUGUGAUGCCUGCGCGUCCGUGGGCUGCGCGGUAGAUCCCAUGGCAGGCGCCAAAAAAACCGAUUCAACCAACGUCGGUGCCAUAGCCGGAGGCGUCAUUGGAGGAAUCGCCGCCAUCGCCAUCAUCACAUUCAUCAUCUGGAAGUUCUGUCUCAAGGGCAAGAGGAGGCCAAUUACGGAGAGCGACUGGCAAGAGGUGGACAUGGCAACACAGCAAGAAAAGGCCGAGACCGACUUCCAGUCGCGACGAAGUGCACGCGCUUCGACACACACGGUUGCCUCGAUGGCUUCCUCUGUCCUCACCCGCGCCUCCAACAUCAUUCAGAUCGCCUACAUUCCCGGUGUCACGAAUCGCUCAGGACCCGGAUCCCCCGACCUGCUCGUUCCUCCUGUACCCCCGAUUCCCUCCAUGUCGCCUUCGUCGGCCAUGAGCAGCCCCUACUCUGGUUCCGAACAGCACUUCUUUGUUCCCGACUUCCGCGACUCCAUGGCAUCCUACAGCACCGCAGGUCGUACCAGCAUUGCACCGAGCGUCGCCCAACGAGCCAGUGUGGCCUCGACCAUGUACCGACAAAACGCCAUUGUGUCUCCACUACCAGCUCAGACCAUUGUGCGCGGAAAGGCGGCUGUUGUCAGUGUCAAAUCCACUGGCUCCAGCAGCCCAGCAGACACCCCUGGAGCGGAAACACCGCCUGUACCGUCCAUUGACUCCAAGCACACCAUCAAGCCUAUCCGCAUCGCCAUGCCCGGUAUCAGUCCUGCAAGCUCGGUUCGCAGCACUGCCCAGCUCGGCCCCGUUCGCGCCCUGAACAUCACCAAGAAGAAGUCGACCGAAAUGACCCCACCAAGAAGCGCAGCAGGCUCCACCAGCAGCGCCGACCGAACCCUGGUCAACACACCCAACGCACCCGACGUCCUUGUCCCCACCCCCCGACCCAUUACCGCAUACUCUCUCGCAUCCACUGAUGAUGGCACCCUGCAUUCACGCGCACGACGAGGAAGUCUUGCAUCGGAAAACUCAGACUCGGAGUCGGAGUCGGAGCACCAGCGCAGCAAGCAGACCCUUCUGGGCAAAUCGACCAGCAGUGACCGCGACUCGGACCGCACCACGGAAACCCAGCAGACACCCACAGGAAGCCAAAGCCCAUUUUCAGACCACUCCUCGGUCGAUGCCCCGCGGCCAAACAUGUCGCAGCGCAUCACUUCGUACGAUACGGCCCGUGAUUUGCGCACACCCAUGACGCCCAUUGUCGAAGAAUCCUCUGCAUCCAAACGAGCCAGCACAGCGUCGCAUCUGCGCGAUCAAAGUCCCUUUUCCGACGACAAUCGGAGUAACUUGUGA
Plenodomus lingam JN3 is the source of this 1482-nucleotide messenger RNA. The record is from RefSeq and is a predicted model, not a curated record. NCBI's taxonomy places the organism in Eukaryota, Fungi, Ascomycota, Dothideomycetes, Pleosporales, Leptosphaeriaceae.